Molecule: messenger RNA, 2127 nt
Organism: Colletotrichum karsti
Lineage: Eukaryota; Fungi; Ascomycota; Sordariomycetes; Glomerellales; Glomerellaceae
Product: FAD dependent oxidoreductase
Exons: 4
Coding region: 1-2127 (708 amino acids)
Biological process (GO): secondary metabolic process
Cellular component (GO): cytoplasm; cytosol
Molecular function (GO): hydrolase activity; carboxy-lyase activity
Source: RefSeq, a predicted model, not a curated record
AUGAAGUCCCUCCGAGUCACCGGUCCAGGCGAGAUAUCCUGGGUAGACAUCCCACAACCGAAGGCCGGCCCAAACGACGUCCUGCUCAAAAUGAAAGCAUGCGGCAUCUGCGGCUCAGAUUCUCUCUACGAGGAAAUGGGCGGCGUUCCACCGCGGCGAAAUUGUCAUCCCCUCGGUCACGAGCCGGCAGCCGAGGUCGUCGCGGUGGGGAAGGACAUCGCCGGAAGAGACGUCGACGUCGGCGACCACGUGGUCAUAGACACGUUUGCCUUCGCGGACGGCAUGUUCGGCUCCGGCGGUGCGCAGGGCGGAUUCAGCGAAUACGUCGUCGUCCGAGACUACGAGCCGCGGAAGCAGCUCAGGAAGAUCCCCAGCCACGUCCCCUGGCACGUCGCGGCGCUGAACGAGCCCAUGGCGGUGGCGCUCCACGCGGUCAACCGCACGGAUCCGAAGCCGGGGUCCAAGGUCGUAAUUUUCGGCGCCGGUCCGAUCGGUUUAGGCUGCAUCAUGGCGUAUCGUAGGCGCGACGUGGGCCACAUUGUCGUGGUGGACGUUGUCGACGCCAAGUUGGAGACGGCGAUGAAGCUCGGCGCCGACGCGGCGGUGAACUCGCUGAAUGUUGAGGAUCUGGCGGCGAAGCUGAUUGAGCUGCAAGGCGAAGCGACCACUUUCUGGAAUCUCGGGAAACGGCCGGCUACUGAUAUUUUCAUGGACGCUGCCGGCGCGCCGCCGAUACCAAAUCAGAUUCUGGGCAUGGCCAAACGAGCCGCUACUUUUGGAAUUGUCGGUGUUCAGAAGAAGCCGACAGAGUUGCAUCUUGGACAGAUCAUCAUCGCGGAGCCGAAUAUCGUCUUCUGCAUGGGAUAUCCAACGGAGAUUUUCGAGGUUACAGACGACUUGGCGGAGAACUGGGAGAAGUAUGCCGAGAUUGUGAGCGAUCAGAUACCGUUCAGCCAAGCAAAAGAGGCACUGGAGCUGGCCAAGUCCGGAAAGGCGAACAAGAAGUCUUUGCUUAACAUGAGGACCUUCAGCCCUUUCAGUGUCCUGCUUUUGGCAGCUGGGGCUGUGUUAGCCACGAAUCAGACCACCAAGAUAGAUACGCAUGCCCACUAUGUCCCGGAUUUCUACGCCCAGGCACUCAGAGACGCUGGACACGUGCCCGGCCCGGAUGGCAUGCCAGGAAUUCCGGACUGGGAUCCCGAGACGCAUCUUCAGUUCAUGCAACGCGCGAACAUAGCAAAGUCGUAUCUUUCGAUCUCCAGCCCGGGAGUAUACCUCUCCGUGCCGUCAAAAGUCGCGACUGAAAACGCGACCAAGUUGGCUCGCCGAGUCAAUGAGUACGCUUCGCAACUGAAAGCGAAAUAUCCCAAGAAAUUCGGCUUCUUCGCGUCUCUUCCACUCCCGGAUGUGCAAGGUUCCUUGAAGGAGAUUGAGUAUGCUUUCACCAAGCUCGAUCCCAAACCCGAUGGGAUUGUCCUGAUGUCGAAUUUCUACGGGAUGUAUCUCGGCGACCCCGACCUCGAUCCGGUCUACAAAGCGCUCAAUGCACUGAAUGUCACCAUCUUCGAGCACCCGACAACGCCGUGUACUGAGGCGAACCAUCUCAAGUACCACAUAAACGGAACCGACUCCAAGGUCACGCCGAAAGAAUGGCAGGCUCUCAACAGACCUGCAUCCGGAAGACUUCAACGAGCACCCAAUUUGGACUUUCCCUUCGACACAGCGCGUACCUUCCAAGACCUGUUCUAUUCCCGGGUGCCGACCCGGUUCCCGAACAUCAAAUGGAUAAUACCUCAUGCUGGAGGCGGUCUCAUACCUACAAUCGAUCGACUCAUCAACUACAGCCCCCCCGAAGACAACGUCACGGAGGCGGGAGUGAAGGAGACUCUGGCUCGCAGCUUUUACUUUGAUCUGACGGGGCCGUGGCCGGUCACUUGGGCGAUCCCGGCACUCAUGCGAUGGGUGAGCUAUGAGAAGUUAGUCUGGGGGUCGGAUACGCCUUUCACGCCUUGGGCCACUGCACUGGCUGGAGCUGCCCAGUUCGACAAGCAGAUUGAUGAGGUCUUUAAUGACCCGAAGAAGGCAAAGGCUGUCAGGAGAGGUAAUGCGAAGAAGAUAUUUGGGUAA